Fusarium keratoplasticum is the source of this 1185-nucleotide messenger RNA. RefSeq lists its product as uncharacterized. The coding region runs from base 1 to 1185 and encodes 394 amino acids. NCBI's taxonomy places the organism in Eukaryota, Fungi, Ascomycota, Sordariomycetes, Hypocreales, Nectriaceae. Gene Ontology annotation, biological process: transport. Gene Ontology annotation, molecular function: transmembrane transporter activity. The record is from RefSeq and is a predicted model, not a curated record. The transcript has 3 exons.
AUGCUGUCUGAAAGCCCCUUCGUUGUUGCGCCGUCUGGCGUCAAUCUCUCAGCCUCCGAUCAAAGCCGAUCGGCCAGCGGUGGGGAUGGCUUUGCCGAGCAUCGAACCGCUGGACCGACCCCUCUCCAAGUCGCCAUUGCUGAGCGUCGCACUGGAAUUGUGACCGCGACAGUUGCUGGACAUUUCGCCCAUUGGCAGUACUUGACCCGAUACCGCCGAAUUGAUCUCCAUGCCACAGCGAAUCGGCGCCCACUGGCGAUACUAGGUUUGGCUUGGGGCGUCGUCUACGUCGGCGUGCUGAGCACCAUCACCAUCGCCCAACGCAACGUCUCGAGGCGAUCUGAUCAGCUACUCCGGCAAUCACAGUCUCAAGGCCCCUCGCCAUAUGCUCGCUACUUUGGAAACUCCGCUUCUCUAGUCACCGGUACCGCUGCGCCAAUCCUUGGGUAUGGCGCCCUGAACGCUCUUCUCUUUGUCUCUUAUAACCGCACCGAGGCGGCAUUGAACAAUGCCUUUUCGACUUCGGGAAACCUCUGGAAUACAUGGAUUGCUGGCGCCGUGGGAGGUCUCGCAACUUGGGUUGUCAGCACUCCUACUGAGCUCAUCAAGUGUCGAGCACAGCUUGCUUCCCCACCCCUGUCGAGCUGGGCCAUCACGAAACAGAUCUGGCGGAACGAGGGCAUUCGUGGCCUCUACUUUGGCGGUGUUGUGACGGCACUCCGUGAUAGUAUUGGUUAUGGCUUCUACUUCUGGUCCUACGAACUAAGUACUCGUUGGCUUGCCACCGAACCAGGAGAGGAGUCCUCGUUUCAGCACGAGGCUGCCAAAGUUCUUUUGUGUGGAGGACUAGCUGGUGUCGCGACUUGGGCUAGCAUCUUUCCUCUCGAUGUUAUCAAAACUCGAGUCCAGGCUCAGCCUUGGGUUCAACAAGCAGAAACAUCUCCCCUCCUUCAAUCAAAUGGUGUCUCGCGGCCCAGCAGGACUGGCGCGCUUCAGAUUGCGCAACAAGCAUACAGGGAAGAAGGCACCCGGGUGUUCUUCCGAGGAUUGACUGUCUGCAGCGUGCGAGCCUUCAUGGUCAAUGCCGUUCAGUGGGCGGUCUAUGAAUGGGUCAUGUAUGAGCUGGGACACGGCCGAAAACAAUCUGUCUCAGACGGCAUGCAGGUUGAGUUGGCUCAGACAUGA